Messenger RNA from Brenthis ino (lesser marbled fritillary), 2874 nucleotides. The record is from the annotation of a GenBank genome assembly. Lineage: Eukaryota; Metazoa; Arthropoda; Insecta; Lepidoptera; Nymphalidae.
AUGGUACAAGUUGUAGUAAAGUUGUCAAAAUUAUUCUCUACUACUCCACUCAAAACCGGCGGAGUCCUCUGGGCACUGAUGAAGUCAGACAUUCCAUACUUAGAGCUAGCAGAACCAGAUGAAGGCUACCAUGGGUUGAUCCGAGAGAACGAGACGCUAGUGGAGGUAACGCCGGCGAUCCGAGCGAGGGGGCCGCUGUGCUCGUUCCUCAUCCUGAAUAAUAAACACCAUGGGGAAGCCCCUUUUGAGAUAAUGGUGAUAGAUGAGAACGAAGCGCGGCUGCGCGUGCGCUACCCACUCAACUGCGAGAAACGUCGCAACUAUAAGUUCGACAUCGCCGCUGUUGGCUGCGACGGCUCUUAUUCUAACACGGUUCCCGUACACAUAACAGUGACGGAUGUGAACGAAUUUCCGCCAGUAUUCAGUCAGUCGGCGUACGUACGCUCCGUAGAUGAAGGGAAGCUGUACGAUGAGAUAGUGCGGGUAGAGGCCACUGAUAGAGACUGUACCCCGCGCUACGGGGACGUGUGCAAGUACGAAAUAUUAAACGAUGGAGACCGCAGCCAGCCCUUUAGCAUCAAUAAUGAAGGUGUGAUCCGCAACACAGAGCCGUUAGAAUACGACAAGUCGCACAACCACAUCUUGUCCGUGGUCGCGUACGACUGCGGCAUGAUGCAGUCGGCUCCUGUCAUGGUCACCAUAAAAGUGAACAAGCCCUGCCGUGCUGGGUGGAAGGGUCUAGCAGAGCGUGUGGACUACGCGCCAGGAACAGGUCCGCUGGCCCUCUUCCCUGCUGCAAGGCUGGAAGCGUGCUCCAGUGAUGAGAGAUGUCCAGGAGUCACGAGGAUCCAAGCAGCGGUCACACUGCAAGCCUCCAGGGCGGGAGUCGCCUGUGACCGAGAUACAUACACUUUACACUCUCAAAGAACUAUUUGUGGUUUAGAUUCGAAAACUGUCGAUCUGCUGCCGAGUCCCGGCGCGGGCAACGAGUGGGCAAAGUCUUUGAAACCAGACUCAGGGCCUGAUGGGGAGCAAAUGUUCGAGUUCGAUGGAGAGUCCACGUCAGCUGUUGUUCCGGAGACUAUCCUGAAACAUUCCCUUGGAUCCACCUUCUCCAUCAGCACAUGGUUAAGACAUGCUCCUCCCCCCGACCACGAUAAGCACAGGAAAGAACAUAUCGUGUGCUUGGCUGAUGAUCAUAAAAUGAACCGACACCACUACGCACUUUUCGUACGUAACUGCCGUCUCAUUCUCCUUCUGAGGAGAGACUUCGGAGAAGGAGAUCUGAACAUCUUCAGACCUGCAGAAUGGCGCUGGAAGUUGCCUGAGGUAUGCGACAAUGAAUGGCAUCACUACGCCGUGAACGUGCGUUUCCCCAAUGUGGAGUUGUUCGUGGACGGUGAGCUCUGGCGCGCUCCAGACGCCAAGGCACCAGAGGUCAUCGACGACUGGCCACUUCAUCCGGCACAUGGUGUUAACACUACCUUGGUAGUAGGAGCUUGCUGGCAGGGCACAGAGGACGACAUGAAGCACCACAUGCACGGGUGGAUGGCAGGGCUGGGCGUGCUGCCGGGCGGCGUGCAGCCCGCCGCCGCGCUGCGCUGCGCCGCACGCUGCCGCGAGGGGCUCAGCCUCGCGCCCGACCUCUAUCUAAAGUCAGUAUCUGUGGAGGGCGACGGCGCGGCGGAAGUGGAGACGCUGGUGCGGCGCGUGGCGUACGGCGACGCGCGCGCCUUCCCCACGCCCGGCCGCCGGAACGUGCACCUCGCUACCACCAUCACCUGCGAUAACGGGCGCAUCAUCCAAGCGCGGCCAGCGGAAUCGUACGUGAUGGUGCUAGCGCCACAGACGCCCACCAUCCUGCUAAACGGCAGCGCGGACGCGGCGCGCGACUACGCGCACUUCCGCGCCGGCCUGCCCGUGUUCCCCGACCUGCGCGUGCGCGUGCUCGCGCGCGCCGGCGACGCCGUCAGAGAAGCGGAGAGCCAGAAGCUGGACUCGUGCGUGGUGUCGGUGUACCCGGCGCUGAACCCCGACCACGAGGCGCUGGCGCUGCGCGGCGCCGCGGCGCUGCCCGCCUCCGACGUGCGCGCCGCACUCACGCGCGACGGCGUCAGCCUCACCGGCGCCGACACCGUGCAUAACUACCAGAAGGUCCUGCGCGAGAUCGAGUACAGCAACAAGAAGCCGGCGUACUACCUCAACCGCGUAUUCAAGCUGACGUGCUCCGAGCUCAACGGACGCUUCACCAGUAAUGAAUACGUACAGACGCUGACGGUAGUGCACCCGCGCGCCGCCGGCGACGCGCACGCGCAGCGCCCCUCCGGCCUCGCCGACAAGCUGGACGUCGCACGGGACAAGUCGGCGGCUAGCAACAGCAUCGCGGGCGCCAUGACGGCGCCGCGCGCGUUCUCCGCGCACGCGCUGCGCUCGCCGCACGCCGCCGAGAUGCCCGCCGCGCGCCUGCUCGACCUGCGCGAGCGCACGCAUGAACACGCCUCCAACAACGUAGCGGUCCUGAUCGGCGCGGUGUGCGUGGGCGCGCUGGUGGCGCUGGCGGCGCUGGGCGCGGCGCGCGCGCGCUCGCGGGCCCGCGCGCCGCCGCGCGCCCUGCGCCUCGCGCCGCACGACGGCGAGAUGGCGUGGGACGACUCCGCGCUCACCAUCACUGUCAACCCCAUGGAGGAGCAGGCGGUGACAGAGCGUGGCGCGGCGGGCGCGGGCGCGGGCGCGGCGGGCGACGACUCCGACGCGGAGUCCUGCUCCGACUCCGACUCGCACAACGAAUCGUCUGACGAGGAGGAUGAAGUGAUGUCCGGCAAGCAGCACAAAUACAGGAACAUCAGCCAGCUCGAGUGGGACAACAGCACGAUG